AUGGCGAGUAGUAGUAGGAUAGAUUCGAGCUUGCCAGCGCAACCCAACUUGCGAUUAACUAUCAUUGCGGCGGAUGGACUUUACAAGCGCGAUGUAUUUAGAUUUCCGGAUCCCUUCGCUGUGGCGACCCUUGGCGGCGAACAGACCAAAACGACGACAGUGAUUAAGAGAACCCUCAAUCCAUACUGGAACGAGAGCUUCGACCUACGUGCCAAUGAAGACAGUAUCCUAGCAGUUCAAAUAUUUGACCAGAAGAAGUUCAAGAAGAAGGACCAAGGAUUUCUUGGUGUUAUCAAUGUUCGAGUGGGAGACGUCGUUGACUUUUCUACGACACAGGAUCAGAUGCUCACUCGUGAUCUCAAGAAAUCUACUGAUAACUUGGUCGUGCAUGGGAAGCUCAUCAUCAAUCUCUCUACGAACUUAGACUCCCCGCCUCGAGGCAACCAAGCAGCUGGCGCGGGACCUUCCAACACAAGCCGACCUUCUUUGGCUACUCCCCAAGGAUCCACUCUCCAAGGCGCCUCUACCUCUGCUCUCACUCCUCAACCGUCUAACGUGGUCAUGGCGAAUGGAUCCACAGUCACAGGGCCAACUCCAGGCCAUGCACCCGCUGCCGGCAGCGCCGGCACAUCAGCAAAUGCAAAUGGUGCAGGUCCAGCUAGACAGGCUGGGACUUUUAGUUCAUUCGAGGAUGCACAAGGGAGAUUACCGGCUGGGUGGGAACGACGAGAAGAUAACUUGGGCAGGACAUAUUACGUUGAUCAUAAUACCCGGUCUACAAGCUGGAAUCGCCCAUCGGCUACCGGGACCGCAGAGACCCAGAGGAACGAACGUGAUGCUAACACCCAGGUCGAACGUCAACGACAUCAGAAUCGUACUCUGCCAGAGGACCGAACUGGUGCUAACUCUCCAAGCAACCAGGCACAAGCUCCACCAGCAUCGAGUACCCCCAACUCAGCAACAAUGAUGGCAACCGGGGCCACCACAGCUGGUACAGGUGAGCUUCCACCGUUAUGGGAGCAAAGACAUACUCCCGAAGGACGUGCGUAUUUUGUGGAUCAUAACACCCGGACGACCACUUGGGUCGAUCCAAGACGGCAACAGUACAUUCGCAUGUAUGGAGGCCAGAAUGCGAACAACACUAUCCAGCAACAGCCCGUCUCCCAACUGGGACCAUUGCCAAGUGGCUGGGAAAUGCGCCUGACAAAUACUGCACGAGUAUACUUUGUCGACCACAACACUAAAACCACCACUUGGGACGAUCCUCGGCUCCCAUCUUCUCUCGACCAGAAUGUUCCUCAAUACAAGCGAGAUUUCCGACGUAAGCUCAUCUACUUCCGAUCUCAGCCAGCGCUUCGUAUUUUAUCAGGGCAAUGUCAUGUCAAGGUUCGAAGGUCUCAUAUCUUCGAAGACUCAUAUGCUGAGAUUAUGCGUCAAUCUGCAACGGACUUGAAGAAACGGCUUAUGAUCAAGUUUGACGGAGAAGAUGGUCUCGAUUAUGGUGGACUUUCCAGAGAGUUCUUCUUCCUAUUGUCCCACGAAAUGUUCAACCCUUUCUACUGCCUGUUCGAGUACUCCGCCCACGAUAAUUACACCCUCCAGAUCAAUCCUCACUCCGGUAUCAAUCCAGAGCAUCUCAACUACUUCAAGUUUAUCGGUCGUGUAGUCGGUCUUGCUAUAUUCCAUCGUCGUUUCCUUGAUGCAUUUUUCAUUGGCGCUCUGUACAAGAUGAUGCUCAAUAAAGCUGUGGCACUCUCCGAUAUGGAGGGAGUUGAUGCCGACUUCCACCGCAGUCUUCAAUGGAUGCUUGAUAACUCUAUCGAGGGUGUUUUAGAGCAGACUUUCUCGACCGAAGACGAGAGAUUCGGUGUCACUAAUGUGGAGGACUUGAAGCCAGGUGGACGUGAUAUUGAGGUCACAGACGAAAACAAAAAGGAGUACGUUGACCUCAUGGUCAAGUGGAGAAUCCAGAAGCGUAUCGACGAGCAAUUCCAGGCUUUCAUCACUGGCUUCCACGAGCUCAUUCCUGCCGAGCUUGUCAAUGUCUUCGAUGAGCGAGAGUUGGAGUUACUGAUUGGCGGUAUUGCCGAAAUCGAUGUUGAGGAUUGGAAGAAGCACACCGACUACAGAGGAUAUACUGAGUCGGAUGAGGUCAUCAAAUUCUUCUGGCAGACAAUUCGCAGCUGGGAUGGGGAACAGAAAUCCCGGCUUCUGCAAUUCGCAACUGGAACAUCUCGAAUUCCUGUUAACGGAUUCAAAGAUCUUCAAGGAAGUGACGGUCCUAGGAGGUUCACUAUUGAGAAGGCGGGAGAAUUUAACAAUCUCCCCAAGUCACACACCUGCUUCAACCGACUCGACCUUCCCCCGUAUAAAUCCCUAGAAGCACUACAAACGAAAUUGACGAUGGCAGUAGAAGAGACUAUGGGCUUUGGGCAGGAGUGA
This is a messenger RNA of Cadophora gregata, 2442 nucleotides long. It is a transcript of the gene RSP5, whose product is annotated as NEDD4 E3 ubiquitin-protein ligase. Gene Ontology annotation, molecular function: protein binding; ubiquitin protein ligase activity. The record is from RefSeq and is a predicted model, not a curated record. Lineage: Eukaryota; Fungi; Ascomycota; Leotiomycetes; Helotiales; Ploettnerulaceae. Gene Ontology annotation, biological process: ubiquitin-dependent protein catabolic process. The transcript is spliced from 7 exons. Bases 1 to 2442 code for a protein of 813 amino acids.